Molecule: messenger RNA, 1572 nt
Organism: Lynx canadensis (Canada lynx)
Lineage: Eukaryota; Metazoa; Chordata; Mammalia; Carnivora; Felidae
Product: zinc finger protein 300-like
Exons: 2
Coding region: 1-870 (289 amino acids)
Biological process (GO): negative regulation of transcription by RNA polymerase II
Molecular function (GO): DNA-binding transcription repressor activity, RNA polymerase II-specific
Source: RefSeq, a predicted model, not a curated record
AUGUUUCAGAAGCCAGUGACAUUUAGGGAUGUGGUGGUGGACUUCACACGGGAGGAAUGGGGGCUUCUGGGCCCCACACAGAGGAUCCUGUACCAUGAUGUGAUGCUGAGGAACUACAGCAACUUGGGUCCCUGGUCCCUCAGCAAGCACCUGAGGACACACACGGGUGAGAAGCCAUAUGCAUGCAAUGCCUGUGGCCACGCCUUCAACCAGAGUUCCUCCCUGGCCAAGCACCAGCGAGUGCACACCAGCAAGCGGCCCUACACGUGUGGAGAAUGUGGGAAGACCUUCAGCCAGAGCUCCUACUUGACCCAGCACCUCAAGAUCCAUAGUGAUGAGAAACCGUUUACAUGCGGUGAGUACAGGAAACCCUUCGGCAAUUCUUCAGCCCUGGUCCUGCAGCAACAGGUGCACACGGGUGAGCGGCCCUACACGUGUGGAAAAUGCAGGAGGUCUUUCAUCCAGAGCACGUUCCUCACUCAGCACAAGAGGAUCCACACUGGGGAGAAGCCUUUUGUUUGUGGAGACUGUGGAAGGGCCUUUGUGCAGAGCUUCUCCCUCACCCUCCACCUCAGGACACACACCGGGGAGAAGCCCAACAAGUGCAACGAGUGUGGCAAGGCUUACAUCCAGAUGUCACACCUCACUGAGCACUACCGGGUGCACACGGGGGGAACAGCCCUAUGCGUGCCAUGCAUGCAGCAAAGCCUUCAGCCGCAGCACCAGCGCAUCCACGCGGGUGCCAAGCCCUUCAUAUGCAGCCUGUGUCAGAAAACCUCCCGUGAGGCUGCGGCCCUUGUUCUGCAUCAGAGGAUUCAUGCCAGACAGGAGCCCUUUGAGUGUCACAAAUGUGGGAAAGCCUUCAGCUAGAGCAGAUCCCUGGCCCAGCAUUGGAGAAUUCAUUCCCAGGGGAUGCCAUGUGAGUGCAGCAACUAUCAAAAAACCCUUGGCAACUGUUUGGUUCUCAUCCAUCAGUGAACUGGGGAUGUGCCAGAUGGGGUAGAGACCUUCUGUCUGUCCUUGGUGUGUUGUUCUUCAUCCAGCAGGGGGCCCUGUGAGUGGCAGGAACUGUGCAGAGCAGCCCCCUUGCACAUCAUAUACACUUCUCUCUGCAGGGUCACACGGUUGGGUGAGAAAGCGGAGUGAGCCUUCAAGAGGAACAACAGCCCCUCCCAUUCUCCAUGCUCCGGGUUCCACAGAUAUCCACCAGGUGGUAGGAGAGAUCCACAGGUAUGGAUGGUCUUCUCAGCAGGCCUGGAACAGAGCUCAUUUUGGUUUUUACCUCGGGGGAAAAAUGAAAUUUAAAAACAAAAAACUUAAAAGAUGCUUUUGUCAGUUGUUUGUGCCUUGUAUUAACUCAGGCCACAUGGUUUUAGAUCAUGUGGCUUGGUUUGGGGUUGUUUUGUUAUUUUUGUUUUUUGUUUUUUGUUUUUUUGGUUUUGUUUUGUUCCUCUGCCAAAAAGUAAGGUUUAUAAUGCUGAAAUGUGUGUGUGUCACAAAGCCCAGACCUUUAAAAAGACUUUGUGUGUCAUUCAUCAGCUUCAGCACAAAGACUUCAUUAAAAUCAGUCAA